Peniophora sp. CBMAI 1063 is the source of this 246-nucleotide messenger RNA. The record is from the annotation of a GenBank genome assembly. Lineage: Eukaryota; Fungi; Basidiomycota; Agaricomycetes; Russulales; Peniophoraceae.
AUGUCGCCUUCGACUCUUUCCUCUCACCACCAUCUACGUCCUCCCCGCCGCCGCCCCUUCGACGUGUACUUUACCGCUCAAUCCGGCCUGCGCUUCCGGCACUACCGUUUAUGCUCUUUGAGAGAACCUACUCGUCAAGUCUUAAGGCAAUCCGAGCUUAUGCGCGCGGGACGAGACGAAGCGAUGUGCGGCACGGCGUUCAUGCUCGUAGGGUGCUUGUAUGGUUGGAAGGUCCUCGUCUACUAG